This is a messenger RNA of Candidula unifasciata, 1445 nucleotides long. The record is from the annotation of a GenBank genome assembly. Lineage: Eukaryota; Metazoa; Mollusca; Gastropoda; Stylommatophora; Geomitridae.
GAAUGGGGUCAGGAAUGGCCCCAGGUGGAUACGGCAACAGUAUGACCUCGAUGGGACCCUCCAUGUCCCCUAUGCCAUCCGCCAUGUCGGGGAUUGGAGGUGGCAUGGGCUACUCUCCACAAACUAUGGGCGGUAUGGCCACUAUGGGAGGUAUGGGUCCAAUGGGAGGCAUGGGAUCAAUGGGAGGUAUGGGAUCAAUGUCAGCGAUGGGAGGAUAUGGGAGUAUGUCUAGUAUGAACCAUAUGGGAGGAAUGAACGGCAUGGCAGCGAUGACCGGGAUGUCACAAAUGAACGGGAUGAACAGAUCUCUUGACCCCAGCCUCAUGUCCAUGGACAGAAAUGGCGCGUUGAACAGACCCAGAAAUGAUAAGAACUACAGAAGGGCAUACACACAUGCCAAACCUCCGUAUUCCUAUAUCUCUUUGAUCACAAUGGCAAUACAGCAAUCGCAAAAUAAAAUGUGUACUUUGAGCGAGAUCUACCAGUUCAUCAUGGACUUAUUUCCUUUCUACAGACAGAACCAACAGAGAUGGCAAAACUCUAUAAGGCAUAGCCUCUCGUUUAAUGACUGUUUUGUAAAAGUGCCAAGGACACCUGAUAGACCUGGCAAAGGAAGCUACUGGGCUUUGCAUCCAGACUCAGGAAAUAUGUUUGAGAACGGCUGCUACCUGCGGCGUCAAAAAAGAUUCAAAUGUGCCAAGAAAGAAAUGAUUCGACAGACCACUGGUUCAGACACCGAAAGAGAUGAUUCGGGCAUUCAUCCCGAUGACAGCAUGCCCUCAUGUGAUGACCAUAGUCCAAUGAGUUCGCCCAUACCAGGCGGUCACCCUCAGCACGGCCAAUCUCAUACACCCCCGCGACCUCAGGAUCACAAUCAACAGCAGCCUCAACACCAUCUUCAACAGCAACAGCAGCAGCAACAACAUUCCCAACAGCACCAAUCCUCAUUACUUAUACAGCCAAAGUCGGAAGUGAUAAACUCAUCCCCACACCCUCAAGAAAUGUCUCAUCCGCCAUCGACACCAAGUCUGCCCCCGCAAGUGUCUUGUCACACACCGCUGUCCUACCAUCAUGCACCUCCACCUUCAGAAUUGUCAAGCCUCCGAUCACUGAACCCCCACGAUUACGGGUCUCAACUGUCUUCACAGUCUUUAGGCCUCUACCACCCAGCUGGACACUACACACAUCAUCCGCAUCACCACCACCAUCAACAGGUGGGUCUGCACCAAUUGAACCCAAACUACUCAUUUAACCACCCUUUCUCCAUCAACAACCUGAUGUCCGAGAGCAAGUUGGACAUGAAGUCUAUGUACGAGAGCGGUUACAACGCCUAUGCCCAGAUGUCACCACUGACAUUAUCCAAAGACCCUUCACCACCAGUGAUGUCAAAUCACCAUGAUCCUGGCGGAUAUUACAAAUCCUACCAAUCCACGGUGGAUUUAUGA